ACUUCCGGGCGGCCCCCGGGCGGGGCCCGAGCAAGGGCUGCUGCCCUGAUCUGGUUCGGCUGUGCUGCUCGCCACGUCCCACGCCUGGCCACCAGUGCUUUCUUGUCGGCGGAGGGCCGCGGACCUGCCGCGUCCGGAUGCGUCUGUUACCACUGUGGAGCAUCUGCAUCAGUCCCACGUGUGCCACAAAGCAUGCCAUGGCCUGGGAGUACCCUACCAAGGUGCCCUCACCUGCAAAGCCAAACUUUACCUGGCGAGCAGACAGUGCCAAGCCCACAGCUCCCCAAGGAGGAAGCUGUCCCAGCCUGCAAGCCUGCCCUGAGCAGCUGCCUCUGAUCCCUCGGCCAGGCAGAAGGGAACCAUUAAUAGCCUGAGGAGCCAACCAGCUGGGAGCCUCAGGGGCCACACCACGCUGCUCUCAGCUUACCUGCAAGAUGUGGACAGCCCUCAUGCUGGCUUGGAUUUUCUCCUUGUCCUUAUCUGGAAGCCAGGUGGCAUCUGACAAGCCGCGGUCCUUAAUCCCUAACAAGGUGUGGAUUAAAGUAGUCAAGAAAGUGGAAACAGUUAGAGGGGAUCAUGAGACGUCUGAGAAACCAACUACAGUGACUUCUUCUCUGGUCGAGUUCACCAAAGGGACUUUGGCAACCAGCCUCAACUCUACUAAAGUCACAGCAGAGACAACACACAGGACAAACAUGAGCACUCUAGCAUCUGCGGAAGGUGCAAUGGACAAUGCGACCUCCAGAGCUCUCACAGCGCCCAAGUCACCCAUCCUGACGUCACCCAUCCCCACAUCAGUGUGGCAGACCCCAACCACAGCUACCACUGGGCUUCUGACUCUCAGCACACCUCAUACACAAGUGCCAAGUAGCAAUGCAUCUUCAAGGACAGCAGCAAGGGCAACAUUGGCCACAAAUAACCAGACUGCUGCUGCCAACACAGGCAGCCCCUCCAGCACUCUCAGUUCCUCAGCACACACACCCACUUACUCCACAGUGAGCCCGCCACCUACCGUGGGUCCUCAAGCACAAGGUCCCACCAGCCAGGUGUCAACGGCCCAGUCAGUGCUUAGCACAGCAGGUAGGUCUCCAUCUGCCCCCUCAAAUACCACCCGCGAGGCCACCACCACCCCUCCCAUGGCUUUGGUGUCCUCCACAGCAGUGGCCACCACCCGGGCUCAAGCUAAGGAGCCAACUACCAGCACAAUGCCAGCACCUCCCACCAGCCAGACCCCUGAGGUUGUAGCCAUGUUCCCCACAACACUGCCAAGCCCUGUGUCAUCUACCCAUGGGGCUGGAAGGCCAGUCACCCCCCAGACAUCAGAGCCAGUGGAGACCAAAGCCACACCUGGAACUGCCUGUGCUGGGCUGACACCUAGGAGUCCAGGGGACCCCAAGAUGCCAGCUACAGAUUUGUGCCAGCCAAGCACUGACGGCCAGUACCUAGUGGUCACCACUGAGCCCUUGAUCCCAUCUUUGGUGAACAAAACGUUCCUCCUGGCGGUGCUUAUACUUGGAGUAACCCUUUUUGUCACAGUCUUGGUUUUGUUUGCCCUGCAAGCCUAUGAAAGCUACAAGAAGAAGGAUUACACCCAGGUGGACUAUCUAAUCAAUGGCAUGUACGCAGACUCAGAGAUGUGAGCACAGGCUGGGGCUGGCCUGGGACCACCACAGCUCAGGGCAAGGCUGGGCCUCUUCCUCCACCUUCCAUUUUGCCUCUGAGACCAAACCAAGUGCUUCCAAAUCCUUUUGGUGCAAUUUUGGAGAUAUGCCAGAUGCUUAGAUACAUUUAACCACUGUCAGAUUAAUUCCAUCAUCAUGAAAGAGUUGCUGCUUUUUCAUAUUUAUUUUCGUAAACGAUCAUGACCCAGGAGCAGGUGGUGACUCUGCGGUGGGGUGGGCUGGGGUGGGCAGAAGCCCCGGACCACUUGGCCCCUGGUGUGUCAGAUCUUAACCAGAAUUAAAGCAAUGACUGCUCUCCA
Molecule: messenger RNA, 1981 nt
Organism: Heterocephalus glaber (naked mole-rat)
Lineage: Eukaryota; Metazoa; Chordata; Mammalia; Rodentia; Bathyergidae
Gene: CUNH11orf24
Product: chromosome unknown C11orf24 homolog
Cellular component (GO): Golgi apparatus
Source: RefSeq, a predicted model, not a curated record